Molecule: messenger RNA, 1173 nt
Organism: Thyridium curvatum
Lineage: Eukaryota; Fungi; Ascomycota; Sordariomycetes; Thyridiales; Thyridiaceae
Exons: 1
Coding region: 1-1173 (390 amino acids)
Source: RefSeq, a predicted model, not a curated record
AUGGACAACUUCACGACCUGGAAAGGUGUGGUUUACCUUAGUGCAGAGGACGACACCACAGCACAGCAAAUCUGCAAUGUCAUCGACACCGCAGAUUUUCAGUACCUCGAAGAGUUCGCGCUGGCCAAGAGAAUUGAGCAUGAGAAGCAACUGGACGCUAGAAAGAUCCUCGCAGGAGUCACCUGCACCACGACUACCGAUGAUUUGACUUGGGGCAGCACGCAUGUUGUGUUCAAGCUCGUGUUUUCUGACGGCAAGAUCUGGGUCGCUCGUGUCCCAUACACACCACUUAACGGCACCAAGCUGCAUCAAUACCUCGUCGAGAUGACCACAGAAAAGGCAGCCCUGGAGACACUCCGACGCAGGACUUUCAUCCCAGUCCCGCAGAUAUUUGGCCAGGACCUGGCUGUCAUCAACGGUUCUCGCUUCGGCUUCCCAUUCACGCUGAUGAGCUGGCUGCCUGGCUCAACGUUGAGCGGUGCUGUCGCUACCCAUGUACCGGAAACCCAUCUGCUGCACAUUGCCAAACAGAUGGCGCACAUUCUUUCCCAGCUGCAGAAUGUUAUCUUUGACGAGCCUGGCCGUCUUUGGUGUGGACGUCGACCCAGCGAUCCGCCCAUGGUAAUUCCCGUCAUCCUGCACGCCAACAGUGCUCCAUUUCCUCCCAAGAACUCAGUCGAUUGGUUCAGCAUCGCCACAGGAAUAGAAGUCAAGAUGUCAACAGACGAGGAGGACGAGAAUGACGAGGAGGACGAGGAGGACGACAUUGAAGAACCCUAUCAUCCGUUCGAUCCAAAGGGAUUGCUGUUAGCAAGCCUCAUCGGAGACCGGGUCCACGGGCCAUUCCCCCUCUGCCACAUGGAGUUGCAUCACCAAAAUAUCCUGUUUGAUGAUGAGUGUAACAUCACUGGCGUGCUUGGGUGGAGACAUGCUGAGGCAGUUCCACUGGAGCGACUGGCGAUCUGCCAAGAGUACCUCCACUCCCCCGGGGAUAGAAAUGAUGAUAUAGUGCUUUUGUUUCGCGAGAUGACACGGAGCUGCCUGCAAGAGACGGAUGACGAGGAAAAACACUCGUGGGAGUGGAUGGGAGUUGAAGAUCCACUUCCCCGACUUGCAAGCUAUUUUGCAUCUCCAAGAGCAGAGCAGCUCGGUAGCCUGCUUCAGAGCAGUUGA